Messenger RNA from Sturnus vulgaris (Common starling), 1499 nucleotides. RefSeq names its product tubulin epsilon and delta complex 2 (gene TEDC2). NCBI's taxonomy places the organism in Eukaryota, Metazoa, Chordata, Aves, Passeriformes, Sturnidae. The record is from RefSeq and is a predicted model, not a curated record.
GGGAUGAUGAAGAAGAGGAGCGGCCACAGCCACAGCCAGGCUCCAGCACUGAACAUGAAGACAGGCCUUCACCCAGGGAGCUAGAGGAGCUGGAACUGCUGAACAGGGCCUUAGAGAAGGCACUGAAAGUCAGGAAAAGCAUCUUGAAAACUCCAUUAGAAGCUCAGGGAGCUACAGAACAGAAAUGGCCAGGUGAGGCACAUGCUCCUAAGAAGGCUGAAAAGCAGCAGGUCCCUGUACCUGUUAAGGAUGUUCCUGAGUGCAGGAAGGUGAGCGCUGGAAGCAACAAGCCGUUGUUGUUGAAGAAGGCCUUUCCAUACCAGUUAAGAGCCCCUUACAGGACUGACCCAGAUGUGAAGAAACUGCAAAGGAAAGUCCCAGCCAGAUGUGUUUCUCCAUGCCUCAGGACAGCUGGGAAGAUUUCCUCAAAAGGAAUGACUUCCAAACAAGGAAGGAGUCGCAGAACAGCGACUAGUGCCUGUGCUGCAGCUGAACCCCAGGAGACACCUGGCUUGUCUGAAUCUGCCCCAAAUGAGCAGCAGAGCUUUUCUGGAGGGGAUUCAGCUGCAGGAGAGAAUUCCAUAGCUGCUGGCAAGCAGUUACUUGAUGCAGGGAAGAAAAGUUGUAGUUUCCUGGGAGAGUCCAGCGCAAAGGAGGACACUGCAGGUGCAUGGGGAAGGAGCACCUCACCAGGGACAGGCACCCUGCGGGAAAAGGGAUGCCAGCUGAAGCUCCCCCUUCUCUACAGGAAAGCCUAUUCCAGGAACUCCAGGGCAUGGCAGAGAUGUCGUCUGUGCCAAACAAGUGCAGAUGCAGCAGCUGCGAGGACCCGUUUUAUGGAGAGGAUCCAGACAACUUUUUGCUCCCCGAAGCUGACCCCCAGUCCUGCAGAGAUAGAGGAGGAAUUAAGGGGCCUCCAGGAUGUCCCCUCCCAUCUGAGGCAGUAUGUGGAAGCUGAGUCUGCAGACCAUCCCACUCUGCAAGGAGAGUAUGAGAGCCUUCUGACCUUGGAGGGUUUGCAAACCACAGUGUCCCAGUGCCUGCAGAAGCUGCAGCUGCUGCGAGCAGCUUUGAAGUCCCAGCUGAGGCUGUGCCCAGACUGCACUGGGGAUGUGGGGAGUUGCUCUCCUUCCUGUGUCCCUGCCAUGGGACAGACAUGUGACAGUGCAGACAUGCUGGCUAUGCCUCUCCUUUGUUACUCCAGUCUCCAGGAGCUAAGGGACCUGUUUGCCCUGAAGGUGCAAGUGUCAAUGCUGCACCAAGAGAUUGCCUUACAAAAGGUGAUGAUGGCAGAGCUGCUGCCUGUCCUGGAGCCCAGGCGAUUCCUGGAGGGAUCUGCAGGGCUGUUUCGGGCCAUCCACACCCAGCUCUGUGGGGGGGGGCGGCGCUUCCCUGUGCUGGUGAGAGAUGAGCUGCUGGACUGAGCUGGGGAGCCUCUGCUGGUCCUGCAGGAGUCAAAGACAGCUCUAAGCAAUAAAUCUUUUCUAUGAACUUCUUUA